AAUAUUGCCUUUAUCAUAUAAUUGAGGGGAAUGAAAGUGACAUCUACAUACACAAGACUGGACAUUUCACUCAUGUUUUCAUUGAUGAAGCUGGUCAAGCUACUGAACCUGAAUGUCUCAUUCCAAUGCUGCUAGUAUCUGAGGAAGAUGGACAGAUUGUGCUUGCUGGAGACCCAAUGCAACUAGGACCAAUAAUAAAGUCGAGAAUUGCUUCAGCUUAUGGUCUGUCUGUUUCACUUUUGGAGCGAUUAAUGACACGUCCUUCAUAUUGUAGAGAUGAAAACUUUGCUGCAUUUGGAUCCUACAGUCCUCUUUUGGUGACAAAGCUAGUGAAUAAUUAUCGUUCACAUUCAUCUUUACUUGCCCUGCCUUCUAAAUUGUUUUAUCAUGAAGAGCUAAAGAUGUGUUCAGAUCAGUCUGUGGUCAGCAAGUUCUGUAACUGGGAGAAAUUGCCCAGGAAAGGAUUUCCGAUAAUUUUUCAUGGAUUGAGGGGAAAUGAAAUGAGGGAAGGUAGCAAUCCAUCAUGGUUCAAUCCUAAAGAGGCAGUUCAAGUAAUGCGUUAUUGCUGUCUCCUGGCAAAACACUGUACAAACCCAGUAAAGCCUUCUGAGAUUGGGGUCAUUGCACCCUACCAAAAACAA
Molecule: messenger RNA, 641 nt
Organism: Rhincodon typus (whale shark)
Lineage: Eukaryota; Metazoa; Chordata; Chondrichthyes; Orectolobiformes; Rhincodontidae
Product: RNA helicase Mov10l1-like
Exons: 5
Source: RefSeq, a predicted model, not a curated record